UUUGGGCGAUUUCUGGGGGUUUUUUUUGAGUUUAGAAGUGAGUGGAUCUGGUGUUUUUGGAUGUCGGGUGCGGGCGGGAGUUAUCGAGCGGGGACAGCCGACGAUCAUCGGUGCUCAACUCCCAAGGACCAGGAUGAUUUUUUUUUAUUUGAGGGGGUAGGGUCCGAGUUGCUGCUCCAACUCAAACUGCUGCUGCUCCUGCUUUCUCUCAGCUUCCUGCAUCUGCAUCAGACUACUUGGACUCCAGCAUUGUGUGAACCGUCCAACAAGUACGAGCCACAUCAGUGCGUCCAGCGAAUCCAGGGAGACAUGAGGCGAACGUGACGUCACAAUGACAUAAUGAAGAGUCUGGUGGGGAUCAUGUGGAUAGUGUUGGUUCUCAUAUCAGGAUGCUCCGGAAAUCCGGAUGCGAAACGUCUCUACGAUGACCUCCUAUCAAAUUACAACAAAUUGGUGCGUCCUGUUGUCAACGUCACGGACGCAUUGCAGGUUAAAAUUAAGCUCAAGCUCUCCCAGCUGAUAGACGUGAAUUUGAAGAACCAGAUAAUGACGACGAAUUUAUGGGUAGAACAGUCGUGGUUUGACUACAAGCUCAAGUGGGAUCCGGAGGAAUACGGUGGAGUCCAGAUACUGCACGUCCCGUCCGAUCAUAUUUGGAGACCCGAUAUAGUUUUGUAUAACAAUGCUGAUGGAAAUUUCGAAGUGACUCUGGCGACAAAAGCGACUCUCAACUACACAGGAAAGGUUGAUUGGAAACCACCAGCUAUCUACAAGUCUUCAUGUGAAAUUGAUGUCGAGUAUUUUCCAUUCGACGAGCAGACAUGUGUCAUGAAAUUUGGCUCGUGGACCUACGACGGUUUUCAAGUCGACCUGAGACACAUUGACGAAGUCAAAGGGAGCAACGUAGUGGAUGUUGGUGUCGAUCUUUCUGAAUUUUAUACAUCCGUUGAGUGGGAUAUCCUCGAAGUGCCAGCAGUGAGAAAUGAGAAGUAUUACACGUGCUGUGAUGAGCCUUACCUCGACAUCACAUUCAACAUAACGAUGAGGAGAAAAACCCUGUUCUAUACGGUAAAUCUCAUAAUACCGUGCAUGGGGAUUUCAUUUUUAACUGUUCUCGUGUUCUACUUGCCGAGUGACAGUGGUGAGAAGGUCAGUCUUUCGAUUUCCAUCCUCCUGUCACUGACUGUGUUCUUCCUCCUCUUAGCCGAGAUCAUUCCACCCACAUCGCUGGUGGUACCAUUGCUCGGUAAAUUUGUCCUGUUCACGAUGAUUCUCGACACGUUCAGUAUAUGUGUCACAGUAGUUGUCCUCAACGUCCACUUUCGAUCGCCCCAGACUCACGUUAUGGCCCCAUGGGUUCGUCGUGUGUUUAUCCACGUACUGCCAAGAUUAUUAGUAAUGCGCAGGCCGCAGUACAACAUUGACAGACGAAGUUUGGAUGGACAUCACCCCAGCCAACGUGUCAUGGUGAGAACGUGCAAUGGACUAGAGGUGCGGGAUCCGUCGUUAUUUGUCGAGGCAUCUGCUUCAGAACUCGUUGAAUCCUCAGUCCUCUUUCCGAGUGUAGACUCCAGGGAUGAGUUGAAUUUACAUGAAUUGGAAGCUGUUAAUCUUGGAAGUGCCUGUCAAAUUCAUGGCUCACCAGGACCAGCACCAGUCCCAGCACCUCAACUGCCUACUGAGGAUAGUGUUGAUGCACUUUGUAAAACUCUCAAUAAUUGGCAUCACUGCCCAGAGCUGUACAAGGCUAUCGAAGCCAUCAGAUUCAUAGCUGAUCAUACGAAAAGAGAGGAAGAUUCCACUAGGGUAAAAGAAGAUUGGAAAUACGUUGCCAUGGUACUGGAUCGUCUCUUCCUCUGGAUCUUCACACUGGCGGUUGUAGUAGGUACAGCUGGUAUCAUUCUUCAAGCUCCAACCCUCUACGACGAUCGUAUUCCAAUCGACGUGAGACUCUCGGAGAUUGCCUCAACCACUGCCAAACCGCACAUCGUUACGACCCUAUGAGUAACGCUCGGUAUUAUCGUAUGAGACUCGAAAAAAAAAAAUAAUAACAAGUUAAUUAAAUAAUAGAAGAAUCUCCACAAUCCAACAAUACCAAUCCCACACCCCUUUAAAAUCCAUUGACAUACCGAGAAUACGAGAGACUGAUGUCUUUUUGAGUCUACGACGCUGUUGAGAGUCACUUAUUUAUUUUGCGUAAGUUGCAAAGCUGUUUUUUAUUUUAUCCCCAGCAUUAGUUCGGUGAAUAGGGAUAUUUUAUUCAAUUUUUACGUGAAUAGUUAUUGAAAACAAACUGUUGAACUUCAAUGAGUUGAAUUUUCCAAUUUAAAUUAUGGAAUAAGUCAUGAAAUAUCUCUAUUCACUCAUUAGAAAUGAAAAAAUCGUCGGAAAAUUUCUAAGUAAAAUCGCCAGCCUGAAUUUUUAAUUUUGUUUUCUCCACUACGUCGGAAAUUCAUAUUCAUAAACUUCCCUAACGAUACUCAGAAGCAAUUUUACCAGUGAAAAAUAAAACAGUAAAAAUCACAUAGAUUAUUCAACUGACGAUUGCACUUUGCCCCCCAAAGCCAGCAUAUGGAUAACCCCGGCGUACGUUCCCUCAGCAGACAUGGGAUAAAUUGGGACUACGUCAUCCAUGACUCGUGCAUAAUCAUGGAUUAAUACCGAGGAGAACAGGAUCCUCAUAAAUAUUCAGUUUCAUCAUUUUUUUUAUUCAACAUUGCCGAUCUGCGGAAAAUGUCCCGAGAGGUAGGAGAUCACGAAUAUUUCACGAGUAUAUCAUUUUGUUUAAAAAAUCAUAAUUAUUUUAUGUAUCUGUAGUUGACGCCUGUUGCAGACUCAUGAGGACCAUUUUUCGUUUCUCUUUGAGGAGAUGAUCGUAUGGAAGUUUCUGCAAUUAAAAAUUUAAUUUUCCAAACAUUUUAGUUCCAUUCAAAUUACUAUUGGAUGGGGUCGAUAAUUUUAUAGAUUUUAUUGCUCUGAAAUUAUUAUUUCGAUCCAGUUAAAAAUAUUCUAUUGCAGGGACUUCCAAUCUCGAAUAUCUUCACCAAAAUCAUGUUUUAAAAGAACGUAUAUUAAAAAAAAACAAUUACAUCGAGCCUGUAAUAAAGGGGCCAUAUUUUCACAAAAAAGAAAUAAAGAGAUUAAUAAAGAAUGAACUAAUUAAAUAAUUAACGAAGGGCGAACGUCACACAACAUUAAAUUCUAAAUGUCUGCAUCGAAUUAUUGAGGCAGAUGAAUAAAAUAUAUUGGGCUGGGUCAAUUCUUCCUCUAGGUCAAUUCGGGCUGAUGAUAGUGGAUGAAAAAUAUCUACUUUUGUGUUUCAGUGAAGAAACAAAUAUUCUAGUCAAAGAAAUUCACCGGCGGCGGCUGAGAUGAGGCCGAUCAGAAAAGUUGAUCAAUACAUUUUCUUUCAUAUCUCCGGAUUCGAUAGUUUACAAGAAAAUACGACAGAAACUUUCGCAAAGCUCUUAACCUUCCCUAGAGAUCAUACUAUAUAUUUUCCUGCAUUGAGUCAUUAUCGAGAUCACUUAACUCUCAAUGAAACGAGCCAUUUCUACUUUUUUCAGAGCAAAGCACAGAUUAUUCUUAUUAACUUGGAAAUAUCUCGUCAUUGACUGGUUUUUUAAAAGAUAUUUUUUUAAUUUUAUUGUACCCUAUGAGAUUUUUUGCCAAAACUCUUUUGUGUUUUUUUCUAAAUCUGUUGGUCCUAAAGAUAUUUACGGAAAAAUCGAAUUUUCUGAUGGUUCAUAACUUCAGAUCGUCAUUUUUCCAGUGACUUCCAGUUUCCCAAAUCUCUCCAAUGUUUUAUCAUAAAAAAAUAUAUACCCUACGUUAUCAAUGAAAAAUCCUAUCAUUAUCUCGAACGAGGAAGAAAUAAUCCAGAGAAAUGAGAAAAAGUUUUAUUGCUCAUUCGUAUAUGUUUGUAAUAAGAGAUAAUUAUCCGCAGAUUAAAAAAAAUUUGUUCCAUUACCACCAUUAAUAACGUGGUUAUAAAUAUUAUAAAUAUAUAUUAUAUGAAUAGAUUUUAACGAAGUGAAUUAAUUAAUUAAAUUAAUUAUUAACGCCACGAGGAGUGUGAGAUGUUAGAUAAUUCAGCGUGUAAGUGAAAUUAUUGUGACUCUGGGUUUUUCCAUUAUUUAUACAGUCUUCCUCAAUGCAAAAAUGAAUUAAUCCAUUUGGGUUUCAUGAAUAAACGAGUGUAAUCCGAGUUUAAUUAUCCGGGAAUGAUGAAACAUUGCGUAGGUCAGUAUUUCCUCAUGGAUUUAGAGUUGAAAGUGGAAAUGAAUUCAAUCAUUUGUUAUCAGUAAAUUUGUAUGGUUGAUUUUACAAUGCCCGGUUCAUUAAUUUUAAGAGAUAAUUAAUUUUUUUAUCGAGUGGAGAAGAAAAGAAAAGUUUAAUCAAAGCGAUUUUAAUGAUGCCUGAUACGUCAUCGGCUCUAACUCAGAAUUGGCUGAGUGAAUUUUAACAAAUCUGACAUCAUUUUGAUCAUUGUUCUUUCAACUUUGAAAUAAGCUUUGAUUUUUCCAAAUCGGUUCGUUCGAUCAGGAGAUGUUGACAUUUAACGGUGACACUUUCUUUUUUCGUGAGGGAUAACACAAAUUUGUAACACAGUUCUUUACUUUUCCAUUCGAUUGGAGAAAAAAUUUAAUUGAUAAUUAAACUAAUGGUAAAAACAUUUAGUUAUUCCAUUGUAUGACUGAGUGAUUAUGCAACGCAUGAGGUUAAUUAAGAGCAAUUUAAAUGUUUAACGGAAGAAAAGAAAACCUAAGCACAGUGAUAGUUUAAACUCCAAGUGAAGAAAAUAAAAAUUAAGUGGAAAAAAAAAAUUACGAUAAGAAAUUAAUGGUAUUACGAAUAAGUAAUCAUUAUUACCUUCCACUUGACGGCAUUAAAACUGCGAAUUUAUUUUAAUAGCCCUGAAAUAACGCUCUUGUUAUUUUCAACACGCAAAUUUAUAAAGAAAAUGUCUUUGGGAUAAACAUUUUUAAUGUGAGGUAAUUGAAAUUAUUCAUAAUUUUAUCGGCGAUUUUUCAUCUCGUCAUUCAUUCUUUAAAAAUUCUAGCUGAUGUGGCUAAUUAUUCAUAAUCUAGGAGCAUCUAAACAACAAAAAUUAUUGCCUAGACAUUUUAUAAUAUUUGAAAAUCGUCUUUAAUAAUUCAUCAUUAACGUUUAUCAAUGAAAAAUUCAGACUUCUUCAAUUCUCAAAUUUGGCAUUAAAAAUAAAAAAAAAUCGCUAAUGAAAUCUACUACAGUGAUUGAUUUAAGGGUACUCUACCCUCCUAAAUAAUUAACCCCGAUUAUCGAAUCGCCGAUAAAACUUUGGAUAUCGCCAUUGUCCAAAGCUCGAAAUAGCAGUGAAACCUGAAAUCUGCGUAAUUGUCACGCAAUCAUGUAUAUCGAUAAUUUAAUUAUGAGGAAGAAAUGAAAAGAAAGAAAAAAAAUACUCACGUGUCUAUUCUAUUUUCGCAUGCGUGUCCCCAACAUAUCCGAGUGAAUGACCACCUGAAUAGACUCGAUAAAAAAUUAUUAUUCAGAGUUAUUGGGGAGGUAAUCGGCCUCGAGCAACUGAUCGAAAUGGGAACCAGCAUUGAGUCAGGAUAUUUUCAAUUCCAUCAUAAUCUCGAUCAAAAAUUCAAUUUUGACAUUAAUUUCAAAGUCAGGACAUUACAAAGUCCAAGGCGAAGGUCCCCAUUGGCUGAACAGAAGGGAUUCUCAUCCCCCAUUGGCCGAGGCGCUCGAUUUCGGGUGGGAAAACCCAUUCUAUCAUUGGCUAAAUGUUCUCAACCGAUCUUAUGACGUCUUCAGGCGUAUUUAGUGAAGAAA
Molecule: messenger RNA, 5823 nt
Organism: Diachasmimorpha longicaudata
Lineage: Eukaryota; Metazoa; Arthropoda; Insecta; Hymenoptera; Braconidae
Gene: nAChRa3
Product: acetylcholine receptor subunit alpha-like
Exons: 14
Coding region: 340-2004 (554 amino acids)
Biological process (GO): regulation of membrane potential; monoatomic ion transmembrane transport; chemical synaptic transmission
Cellular component (GO): plasma membrane; synapse; postsynaptic membrane
Molecular function (GO): acetylcholine-gated monoatomic cation-selective channel activity; transmembrane signaling receptor activity
Source: RefSeq, a predicted model, not a curated record